Molecule: messenger RNA, 966 nt
Organism: Cryptosporidium muris RN66
Lineage: Eukaryota; Apicomplexa; Conoidasida; Eucoccidiorida; Cryptosporidiidae
Product: RNA recognition motif. family protein
Exons: 3
Coding region: 30-956 (308 amino acids)
Molecular function (GO): RNA binding
Source: RefSeq, a predicted model, not a curated record
AUUUUUGUAGAAUCUAAUUCUAAGUACCAAUGAAAGCAAGUGAUUUUAUUUUAACUGAUAUAAUUAGUAGGACUUGUCACUCUUCUAAUAUCAAUUCUGAAGUAUCUAGGGAACAACCAUUAAUUAGUGAACUACUUUCAAAAAAUUGGCCUCCACAAAUUGGAACGGCAAAUUUGGUUAAGAAUAAAGAUCAACAAUAUUUUAAGAGGAGCAAUAAAGAUAUUUUUGAUUCAAUACCAAAACAAAACAGAACAUUAGGAACAUCUAGAAUUCAAGACUCUAAAAUAGAUAGAACUGUAUUUGUUGGGAAUAUUGGGUUAAAUGUUGUUGAGAAGGAUCUUUUGAAGAAACUUGAACUAACUAGAGCAGAUAUAGAGUCUAUAAGAUUCAGGUCAUUACCUGUGCAUCCGAAGUUUUCACAUAAUCGUAAACUAGGGGCUAUAUUAGAGGGUUUUUCAUGUAAAAGCGACUCUAAAAAUGCCUAUAUUGUGCUAAAAGAUAGUAGUAAAGUUCCAGAGCUUGUCAAGAAGUUUACAGGUAUAAUUCUUGCAGGUCAUACAAUGAGAUUAUCACCUGCUUAUAUAGUUGAUAAUUUUAAUAUAUUCGAUCGGAAGAGGACUAUAUUUGUUGGUAAUCUACCAUCUUUAUGUUCUGAAGAUGAACUAAGACAAUUUGUAAUGCAGAAUAUCGGUACAAAUUGUGUAGAUGCGGUAAGAAUAGUAAGAUCAAAAAUCACCGGGAAGACGAAAGGUUUUGGUUUUAUUUUAUUUAAUGAUAGGAAAUUCGUUAAUAUUGCACUGAAAAAACUGCAGGGAUCUUUGUUUGUUCAGAAUUCCUUAAAUAUAAUGAAAGCUCUACCUAAAGACCAAGUAGUAGACAAUAUGAACAAUUCUAGCAGGAUAAAAUACAUAUACUAUGUAAAGUCUUAUGUAAAUUAUUUUGUUUAUAAACUAUAAUUUAUCUGUC